Molecule: messenger RNA, 2840 nt
Organism: Pongo pygmaeus (Bornean orangutan)
Lineage: Eukaryota; Metazoa; Chordata; Mammalia; Primates; Hominidae
Gene: ZNF564
Product: zinc finger protein 564
Exons: 4
Coding region: 551-2116 (521 amino acids)
Biological process (GO): regulation of transcription by RNA polymerase II
Molecular function (GO): DNA-binding transcription factor activity, RNA polymerase II-specific; RNA polymerase II cis-regulatory region sequence-specific DNA binding
Source: RefSeq, a predicted model, not a curated record
GUCGCCCGGGCUGGAGUGCAGUGGGAAGAUCUCAGCUCACUGCAACCUUCGUCUCCCGGGUUCAAGCAAUUCUCCUGCCUCAGCCUCCCGAGUAACUGGGAUUACAGGCAUGCGCCACCACGACCGGCUACUUUUUGUAUUUUUGGUAGAGACUGGGUUUCGCCAUGUUGGCCAGGUUGGUCUCAAACUCCAGACCUCAGGCGAUCCGUUCACCUCCGCCUCCCAAAGUGCUGGGAUUACAGACGUGAGCCACCGCGCCCGGCCUCUUGUUUGUGUACUUGUAACCUGAGAGGGAAACAGAGAAUAAGAACCUGACACUCUACGGUAAAAAUUUUUUUAUUUUUUUUGAGACAGAAUUUCGCUCUUGUUGCCCAGGCUGGAGUACAAUGGCGCGAUCUCAGCUCACUGCAACCUCCACCUCCCGGGUUCAAGCGAUUCUCCUGCCUCAGCCUCCCAGGACUCAGUGGCCUCUGAGGAUGUGGCUGUGAACUUCACACUUGAGGAGUGGGCUUUGCUGGAUCCUUCCCAGAAGAAACUCUACAGAGAUGUGAUGCGGGAAACCUUUAGAAACCUGGCCUGUGUAGGAAAAAAAUGGGAAGACCAGAGCAUUGAAGAUUGGUACAAAAAUCAGGGGAGAAUUUUAAGCAAUCAUAUGGAAGAGGGACUCAAUGAAAGUAAAGAAUAUGAUCAAUGUGGAGAAGCCUUCAGUCAGAUUCUCAAUCUUAAUCUGAACAAGAAAAUUCCUACUAUAGUAAGACCAUGUGAAUGUAGUUUGUGUGGGAAAGUCUUCAUGCAUCAUUCAUCCCUUAGUAGGCACAUCAGAUCUCAUCUUGGACACAAACCAUAUGACUAUCAGGAAUAUGGAGAGAAACCAUAUAAAUGUAAGCAGUGUGGGAAAGCCUUCAGUUCUUGUCAAUCCUUUCGAAGACAUGAAAGAACUCACACUGGUGAGAAACCUUAUGCAUGUCCGGAAUGUGGGAAAGCCUUCAUUUCUCUCCCAAGUGUUCGAAGACACAUGAUUAAGCACACUGGAGAUGGACCAUAUAAAUGUCAGGAAUGUGGGAAAGCCUUUGAUCGCCCAAGUUUAUUUCAAAUACAUGAAAGAACUCACACUGGAGAGAAACCCUAUGAAUGUCAGGAAUGUGUGAAAGCUUUCAUUUCUCUUCCAAGUUUUCAAAGACACAUGAUUAGGCACACUGGAGAUGGACCUUAUAAAUGUCAGGAAUGUGGAAAAGUCUUUGACCGCCCCAGUUUAUUUCGAAUACAUGAAAGAACUCAUACUGGAGAGAAACCCCAUGAAUGUAAACAGUGUGGGAAGGCCUUCAUUUCUUUCACAAAUUUUCAAAGUCAUAUGAUUAGGCACACUGGGGAUGGACCUUAUAAAUGUAAAGUAUGUGGGAGAGCCUUUAUUUUUCCCAGUUAUGUUCGAAAGCAUGAAAGAACUCAUACUGGGGAGAAACCCUAUGAAUGUAAUAAAUGUGGUAAAACCUUCAGUUCUUCCAGUAAUGUUCGAACACAUGAAAGGACUCACACUGGAGAGAAGCCCUAUGAAUGUAAGGAAUGCGGGAAAGCCUUCAUUUCUCUCCCAAGCGUCCGAAGACACAUGAUAAAGCACACUGGAGAUGGACCUUAUAAAUGUCAGAUAUGCGGUAGAGCCUUUGACUGUCCCAGUUCAUUUCAAAUACAUGAAAGAACUCACACUGGAGAGAAACCCUAUGAAUGUCAGGUAUGUGGGAAAGCCUUCAUUUCUCUUAAAAGGAUUAGAAAACACAUGAUACUGCACACUGGAGAUGGACCUUAUAAAUGUCAGGUAUGUGGUAAAGCCUUUGACUGUCCUAGUUCUGUCCGAACACAUGAAAGAACUCAUACUGGAGAAAAACCCUAUGAAUGUAAAGAAUGUGGGAAAGCAUUCAAUUAUGCCAGUUCCAUUAGAAUACAUGAAAGAACUCAUACUGGAGAAAAACCCUAUGAAUGUAAGCAAUGUGGAAAAACGUUCAGUUAUUCCAGUUCCUUUCAAAGACAUGAAAGAGCUCAUAAUGGAGAUAAACCUUACGUAAGGAAUGUGGGAAAGCUUUCAUUUAUCACACAACCUUCAAAUACCUGUGAAAAUGAAUAGUGGAGGACAGGUCUACAAGUAUCUACAUAUCUAAAGAAUAUGGAAAGUCUUCAGUUUGCUUUCUGGGUUUUGGACUUGUUUGGGAGCUCACCCCUUUCUCCUGUUUCUCACUUUUGGAAUAGGAAUCUCUAUCCUGUGCCUGUCUCAUAUUUUGGAAAUACACAACUAGUUUGGUUUUCACAGGUUCGGAGCUGAAGAAGAAUUUUGCCUCAGCAUGAAUUGAGUCUCAUCCGUAUCUGAGUUAUGUGAUAUUGAGAUGACAUUUCGGAGUUUGAGUUUAAACAUUAGGCUUCAUGCUGGAAUUAGCUGAGACUUUUGAGGCCUUUGGGAUGAGAUGAAUAUAUUUUACAUGUGAUGACAUGGAUUUUGGGGGCCAGAGGUGUAAUGUUUUGGCUGAGUGUAUGCCCCCUCAGAUUCAUAUGUUGAAACCUUACCCCCGUACCCCCCCCCUCCCCCCCCGCAAUGUGAUGGUAUUUGGAGGCCCUGUCUCUGGUAGUUUUUAGGAUUGGAGGACAUCAUGAAGAUGGAGGCCUUGUAAUUGGGAUUAGUUCCUGAUAGGAGUCCCUAGAGAGCUAGCUUUGCCUUUCACCAUGAGAGAGUGCAAUGAGAAGAUAGCUAUCUUUGAACUGGGAAGCAGGCCCUUACCAGACAUGGACUCUGCCAGUGCCUUGAUAUUGGACUUCUCAGCCUCCCAAACCAUGAGAAAUAAAUGUUUGUUGAUUAA